GUUUUAAUUAAAUAAAUGAGCUGUAUUAAUACUAAUUACUUCAUUAAAUAUUUAAUUAGAAAUAAAUCCUUAAUUAAAAUCUCAAAUAGUUUCCGUUUUAAAACGAGUCAUUUACAAAGAAAAGGACAGCCUAGGAGCCACCACCAUCACUUUCUUCGUUGCUUUGAUUCUUCUUCGUCUUCUCCUCCGCCUUUGCACUGUGUGAAACCCUUUUAUCUAUUAUCUCGUCAGGAGCUACUUGCCGUGAACUGCGGUUGCUUCACCCUCCUCUGGCGGGACGCUCUUGCUGGCAACCUACUUGCGGCUUUUGAAAUUCUUCCUCGAUUAGCUGUCGGCGAGUAUUCGACAUUCGUGUUGCCUGUCACUGUCAAAACAGCGAUUGUAGCCGUUGAUCAAGGUACUUCAAUGGAGAAAUCGGCGGAUGUUCAGGAAAAUUACCUCAACGGGAAUCAAUUUGACUCUUUUUCUUCCUCCUCUGCUUCUCUUAGACACGUAAACUACAGCUGUGGCACUUGUGGAUAUGAGUUGAACUUAAGCUCCUCCAAUCGAAACACCUCAACUAUAGGCUCUAAAUAUGGAAAAUCCAUAAAACGAGGGAUAAUAUCAUUCUUUGACAUUGAUGAGAGCAGAUUUACUCAGGCUGAAGAAUUCCAAUGCGUUCCCCAUUUUUCAAAAAACUCCUGGGGUUUGUUUCGCCGGAGAACCAAACUUCUUUGUCGUAAAUGUGGUAAUAAUAUUGGAAUUGCUUAUGAAGAUGAAACCUCAGCUUAUCCACUCGUAUCAGAUGGUUCAGAUUCAUCCUCAGUUAAUGAAUCAAAAAGUCGAAAAUAUGAUGUUAAAAUCCGUGCAUUACAGCCUUCUUCUGUUGAUCGGUCUGGCAUUCCACUUUCUGCAUAAUGUUUUCCAGCAGUUUUUGAAUAAUUCAUAUUAACUGAAGUUGAAUUAUGUCUAUGACUAAAUAACUAUAGCGAAAGUCUCUUGUUAUAUAUUCGUGUAUACAUGUUUUGAGUCCUCUUUUCAUUUUUGUUUCUACAAUUACCCUCGUUUUUUAGAUGUUUAGUUGGUACUUGUACAGAGCCGAAUUGGAAAUGAACUAAAAAGAAAGCAAGUGUGCAGUCUGUGAUUUUAUUGUAUAAUAAUAGUGUGAUUCUGGAAUUUUUCUAAA
Molecule: messenger RNA, 1165 nt
Organism: Manihot esculenta (cassava)
Lineage: Eukaryota; Viridiplantae; Streptophyta; Magnoliopsida; Malpighiales; Euphorbiaceae
Exons: 2
Coding region: 16-897 (293 amino acids)
Source: RefSeq, a predicted model, not a curated record